AAUAAAGUACGUCGUCCCUGAAAAUAAAUAAAGUCUGACAUAAACAAGACAAGAAUGUCUGCGUAUGCGUCGGAAGAUCAAGAAGUGGACGUAAUGUACGGAUUGCAAAAUGUUUUGACUCAAAUUCAGGCGGCAGUUGCCAGAAGGGCCAAAGAUUUACCUCAAAUAACACCAAGGCUGGUAGCUGUAUCAAAAAUAAAACCAGCGGCGCUAAUAGUCCAAGCUUACGAGGCUGGCCAGCGUCAUUUUGGCGAGAACUAUGUAAACGAGUUAGCAGAUAAGGCUAUUGAUCCUCUAAUUCUAGAAUCAUGCAAGGAUAUUAAAUGGCAUUUCAUAGGCCAUUUGCAAACCAACAAAAUAAACAAACUCCUUGGUUCACCAGGAUUGUUUAUGGUACAAACAGUGCACUCAGACAAACUGGCUGAUAAUUUAAACAAACAGUGGCUCAAGUUCAGAAAAGGGGAUGAAAAGUUAAAAGUUAUGGUGCAAAUUAAUACAAGCGGAGAAGAAGCUAAAAAUGGAGUGCCACCAUUAGAGGCAACCAACCUGUCGCAGCAUGUUAUCAAUCAUUGCCCAAACCUAGAAUAUGUUGGACUUAUGACUAUAGGACAGUACGAUUAUGAUGUGUCCCAAGGUCCUAACCCAGAUUUUAUUUCACUUGCAAAAUGCAGGCAAGAGGUGUGCAAUAAUUUGAACCUGGAUAUUAAUAAUGUUGAAUUGUCUAUGGGGAUGUCCACAGAUUAUGAACAUGCGAUUGAACUAGGAGCGACUACAAUCAGAGUUGGAUCAACAAUUUUUGGUGCAAGGCCGCCUAAACAAGCAAAAACAAACUAGAAAUCUGAAAAUAUUCGAAAAAGAUCUAUAUUUUAGUAGUUUAACAUUA
This is a messenger RNA of Cydia amplana, 883 nucleotides long. RefSeq names its product pyridoxal phosphate homeostasis protein. The record is from RefSeq and is a predicted model, not a curated record. Lineage: Eukaryota; Metazoa; Arthropoda; Insecta; Lepidoptera; Tortricidae. Gene Ontology annotation, cellular component: intracellular anatomical structure. The transcript is spliced from 4 exons. Gene Ontology annotation, molecular function: pyridoxal phosphate binding. Bases 55 to 834 code for a protein of 259 amino acids.